AUUGUUAUAUAUGCUGUAGGGUUUAAUAAUUACAUGCAGUGUGAAUACAAUCACGAAGAACCCCAGACAGAAACCAAUGCAGUUAUUUGAUCCUUUGGCAUCCGCUAUAUUUUGGCGCCUACGCUGGGACAGAAAAAUCACGAAUAGAAGUCAAGUAUAUCAAAUAUUGUCAAAAUGUCACCAAGGCUAAAUAAAACAAACGGCCAUAAUGACCACAUGUGGGUGAAGUAUCGAAAUAAAGACUUUAUGCUGGUCCAUCAACACAUGACAUGGAUGGAAGCUCAGAGUGUAUGUUAUUCACGUGGCGGCUUUCUUACAACUGUAUCAAAUUCUGAUGAAAUGAAAUUUAUCAAGUCAAUGACAAACGUAUAUCCUAACAGAGUUUGGUUGGGAGGGACAGACAUGUUUGCUGAAGGAAGGUGGGUUUGGAUAGAAAAUUUAGUGCCAAUAUCAUAUAACCACUGGUAUAUAAAUUCUCAUCAACCAAGUGGAGCAGCGGCGGAGAAUUGCUUGGUUUGGAUUUCCUAUAAUGGAUAUUUUUGGCAUGAUAUUUCCUGUAAGGAAAACUACAAAUUUGUUUGUCAGCGUUAUAGAAAGAAAAAAGAGCAGUGAACAGUGAGGAAAGAUUCUAUUACACGAUUCAAAUAAAAUACAAGAAUUACAUUG
Messenger RNA from Mytilus californianus (California mussel), 666 nucleotides. Its product is annotated as perlucin-like protein. The transcript is spliced from 5 exons. NCBI's taxonomy places the organism in Eukaryota, Metazoa, Mollusca, Bivalvia, Mytilida, Mytilidae. The coding region runs from base 175 to 612 and encodes 145 amino acids. The record is from RefSeq and is a predicted model, not a curated record.